Molecule: messenger RNA, 5275 nt
Organism: Neomonachus schauinslandi (Hawaiian monk seal)
Lineage: Eukaryota; Metazoa; Chordata; Mammalia; Carnivora; Phocidae
Gene: ADAMTS14
Product: ADAM metallopeptidase with thrombospondin type 1 motif 14
Exons: 22
Biological process (GO): proteolysis; extracellular matrix organization
Cellular component (GO): extracellular matrix
Molecular function (GO): metalloendopeptidase activity
Source: RefSeq, a predicted model, not a curated record
CCGGCAGCCGGGAGCUGGGGGCUCGGGCGCCCUCCGGCCCGCGUCCGCGCGCGGCCACAUGGCUCGGCUCCGCGCGCUGCUGUCCUGCCUGCUGCCCCUGCACUGUGCGCUCUGCGCCGCCGCGGGCAGCCGGACCCCAGAACUGCGUCUCUCUGGAAAGCUCCGUGACUAUGGUGUGACAGUGCCAUGCAGCACGGAUUUUCGGGGACGCUUCCUCUCCCAUGUGCUGUCUGGGCCAGCAGCAGCCUCUGCAGGGAGUGCAGGAGCCGAGGGGGUGCCCCCACCACAGUCACACUCAGGUCGCCUCCGGGCGGCCCGCAGCCUCCUGCGCCAAGAAGGAGCCACCCUGCAGCCUGGCCGGGUGGGGCGCCCCUCCCUCUACUUCAAUGUCACGGUUUUUGGGGAGGAACUACAUUUGCGCCUGCGGCCCAACCGAAGGCUGGUGGUGCCCGGAGCCUCGGUGGAGUGGCAGGAGGAUUUUCGGGAGCUGUUCCGACAGCCCCUGCGGCGGGAGUGUGUCUACACCGGGGACGUCACGGGCAUGCCAGGGGCAGCUGUCGCCAUCAGCAACUGCGACGGAUUGGCGGGCCUCAUCCGCACGGACAGCAGCGACUACUUCAUAGAGCCCCUGGAGUGGGGGCAGCAGAAGCAGGAGGCCCGCGGGAGGACACACGUGCUGUACCGGCGGGAGGCCGUCCGGCAGGAGGGGGCCCAGCCUGGCGGGGACCUUCACAAUGAAGCCUUCGGCCUGGGCGACCUCCCCAACCUGCUGGGCCUGGUGGGGGAGCAGCUGGGCGAUGGGGAGCGGAAGCGGCGGCACGUGAAGGCGGGCAGCUACAGCAUCGAGGUGCUGCUGGUGGUGGACGACUCGGUGGUGCGCUUCCACGGCAAGGAGCACGUGCAGAACUACGUCCUCACCCUCAUGAACAUCGUGGAUGAGAUUUACCAUGAUGAGUCCCUGGGGGCCCACAUAAACAUCGCGCUGGUCCGCUUGAUCAUGGUCGGCUACCGACAGUCUCUGAGCCUGAUCGAGCGUGGGAACCCCUCUCGCAGCCUGGAGCAGGUGUGUCGCUGGGCGUACUCUCAGCAGCGCCAGGAUCCCAGCCACGCAGAGCACCAUGACCACGUGGUCUUCCUCACCCGGCAGGACUUCGGGCCCUCAGGGUAUGCACCUGUCACUGGCAUGUGCCAUCCCCUGAGAAGCUGUACCCUCAACCACGAGGACGGCUUCUCCUCAGCCUUUGUGGUGGCCCACGAGACUGGCCAUGUGCUCGGCAUGGAGCAUGAUGGUCAGGGGAACGGCUGUGCGGACGAGACCAGCCUGGGCAGCGUCAUGGCGCCCCUGGUGCAGGCUGCCUUCCACCGUUUCCACUGGUCGCGCUGCAGCAAAGUGGAGCUCAGCCGCUACCUCCCCUCCUACGACUGCCUCCUCGAUGACCCCUUUGCGCCCGCCUGGCCCCGGCCCCCGGAGCUGCCGGGCAUUGACUACUCAAUGGACGAGCAAUGCCGCUUUGACUUCGGCUCCGGAUACCACACCUGCUCUGCGUUCCAGACCUUUGAACCCUGUAAGCAGCUGUGGUGCAGCCACCCCGACAACCCGUACUUCUGCAAGACCAAGAAGGGGCCCCCCCUGGACGGGACCGAGUGUGCACCUGGCCAGUGGUGCUUCAAAGGUCACUGCAUCUGGAAGUCGUUGGAGCAGACUUACGGCCAGGAUGGAGGCUGGAGCUCCUGGACCAAGUUCGGGUCAUGUUCACGGUCAUGUGGGGGCGGGGUUCGAUCCCGCAGCCGGAGCUGUGACAAUCCCCCCCCAGCCUACGGAGGCCGCCUGUGUUCAGGGCCCGAGUUCCAGUACCAGAUAUGCAACAGCGAGGAGUGCCCGGGGCCCUAUGAGGACUUCCGGGCCCAGCAGUGUGCCAAGCGCAACUCCUACUACAUCCACCGGAAUGCCAAGCACAGCUGGCUCCCCUACGAGCCUGAAGACGAUGCCCAGAAGUGUGAGCUGAUCUGCCAGUCGGAGGACACAGGGGACGUGGUCUUCAUGAACCAGGUGGUCCACGACGGGACACGCUGCAGCUACCGGGACCCAUACAGUGUCUGUGCCCGCGGCGAGUGUGUGCCUGUUGGCUGUGACAAGGAGGUGGGAUCCAUGAAGGCAGAUGACAAGUGCGGGGUCUGUGGCGGCGACAACUCUCACUGCAGGACUGUGAAGGGGACACUGGGCAAGGCCUCCAAGCAGGCAGGAACUCUCAAACUGGUACAGAUCCCAGCGGGUGCCAGGCACAUCCAGAUUGAGGAGCUGGAGAAGGUCCCCCACUGCAUUGCGGUGAAGAACCAGGUCACAGGCAGCUUCAUCCUCAACCCCAAGGGCAAGGAAGCAAUGAGCCGGACCUUUACUGCAAUGGGCCUGGAGUGGGAAUACGCGGUGGAGGACGCCAAGGAAAGCCUCAAGACCAGUGGGCCCCUGCCUGAAGCCAUUGCUGUCCUGGUGCUCCCCCCAGCAGAGGGUGGCCCCCGCAGCAGCCUGGCCUACAAGUACAUCAUUCAUGAGGACCUGCUGCCCCUUAUCGGGAGCAACAAUGUGCUCCUGGAGGAGACAGACACCUACGAGUGGGCACUCAAGAGCUGGGCCCCCUGCACCAAGGCCUGCGGAGGAGGGAUUCAGUUUACCAAAUAUGGCUGCCGGCGCCGGCGCGACCACCACAUGGUCCAGCGGCACCUGUGUGACCACAGCAAGAGACCCAAGCCCAUCCGCCGGCGCUGCAACCAGCACCCAUGUGCCCAGCCCGCGUGGGUGAUGGAGGAGUGGGGUGCCUGCAGCCGGAGCUGCGGGAAGCUGGGGGUGCAGACCAGGGGGGUACAGUGCCUGCUGCCCCUCUCCAACGGUACCCACAAGGCCAUGCCGGCCAAGGCCUGCCCUGGGGACCGGCCUGAGGCCCGGCGGCCCUGCCUCCGCGUGCCCUGUCCAGCCCAGUGGCGCAUGGGAGCCUGGUCCCAGUGCUCUGCCACCUGCGGAGAGGGCAUCCAGCAGCGGCAGGUGGUGUGCCGGACCAAUGCCAACAGCCUCGGGCAGUGCGAGGGGGACAAACCAGACACUGUUCAGGUCUGCAGUCUGCCCGCCUGUGCAGGAAAUCUCCAGAACUCUACAGUGAGCACUGACAUUCAGGAACCUGUGACCCCAGAAGGACAGUGGGUGCCACAGUCUGGGCCCCUACAUCCCAUUAACAAGAUAUCAUCAAGUAAGUAGCUGUGCAUGGGGGACCGCUCCGUCUUCUGCCGAAUGGAGGUGCUCGAUCGCUACUGUUCCCUCCCCGGCUACCACCGGUUGUGCUGUGAGUCCUGUACCAAGAAGGCCCUGGGCCCCACCACCAGCCCGGCCCCGGCCUCACCACCACCCUUCUCCGCCCCCGGGAGCGCUCUGCCAGGACCGGAGGCCCCUCCAGAUGCUGUGGAGCCCACUGUGGGGCCGACAGGAUCAGAUGACCAUCAGCGUGGCCGGUCCACACAGCUCCCGAGCCCUCUGGGCACCAGCUCCCCGGUGACCCAGCACCGCUCUCCUCCCCAGAGUCUGAGCCCUCGAGCAUCCUGGGGUGCUUCCCCCAGCGCCCCCCGGGGACUGCCUUGGGGCUGGACCCGGGCACCUGUGCCCGUCUCCGAGGAUAAAGGGCAGCUCAGGGAAGACCUGAAGCCCCCAGGCACCGGCCUCCCCAGCGCCUCCCUGGUGACAUGAGCCCCACUGUGCCUGUCCCGCCAGUCAAGUUUACACUGCGUGCCACCUCGGAGACCGCCAGCUCGGAGGACACAUGGCGGGUCAGGGCAAACACUGACUUCCUUUUAAAUUAUUUGCCUUCUUGUUGUUCUGGUUUGGGGCUGUGGCACUUCACCCCGUGAGGUGGGUGUGCGAGGAAGAAAAAGAUCAGGGAAAGCCCCUAACCGGAGAUACCUCAGCCGGGAGCCGGGGCGACACAGCCGAGCCUCUCAGGGGCUCCUGUCUGUCUCCUGGCAGGACUGAGGGCCAGCUAGCCCCUCCUCCUCACGGCCACACGGUGGGGCCCCCCCACCCUGGAUCCUUCUGGCCGCCUGCCUUUGCCAGAACGUGUGGGGACCACUGUGGAGGCCCUGUCUGUUCGGCCCCUCUGCCUCGAGAGGCGAAGCGGGACAGGGAAGGUGAGGAGCACUCUCAGGGCAGGCCACGAGGAAGGGGGCGUGCGGUGCGUGUGGUCACAAGUCUCUGGCUGCAGGGCUCCGGGGCAGUGCCGGGGGCGGGGGGCGCAAGUUCAUCUCAGGCCCGGCUCUUCCUAGCAAGAGCACCACACGGUUCCUCUAGCCAAGGCCAAGAGGCAGAAUCCAGCUCGCCUUUGCCGGUUGGAAGGCAGUGUUGGUGGCCACCUCUGCCCUUGCCGAUGGCAUUUCCUGUUGCUUCUGGUGCUUCCCAACUUCCCCCAGCCCACCCCAGAGAAGGGGGCUCCGGACACUCUGGAAUGUGUGUCCUCCCCAUCCAGGGGCUUCACAACGGUGCUAGGCCACUGGCUGAAGCAGGAAUGUCAGCUUUGGCCAUCGCUCUAGGGCAUGAAGGGAGGCUGACCUGGAAGGUCACUUUGGAGGACACAGAAACGGAGUUCUCAGGUUGUGCCCCGUCAACCCUUGUUCUCCGCCAAAGACCGCUCCUGCUGGAGUCAGGGGUCUUCUCCCGCCUGGCUCGGGCUGGGCCGGAGGUUUGUGGUGCUAGGGCAAGGCCAUGUGGCCCAGUACCCCGGGGCAGGAUGUGAGCCUUUGCCCCAUGCUGGGGUGGGGAGGAGAUGUGACCCACAGUACUGUGGGGCCUCAGAUGCCCUCCAUGUUACCUCCGAAGGCAGGUAACUUCUCUAGACCCUCUGACUCUCAGGAAGCUGCCUGGGUUCCCAGGAAUUCUCCCAAGGGUCCUUACUCUUAGUCGUGCAGAGGGUCUUCUGGACUCGGCAGCAGGUGCUGGAGGGGCUUGCCAGUCUUCCUUCCCUGAGGGGGCUGGGGAGGGCUGUUCUGAGCCAGGCUAGAGGACUAGGAGCAGUGGGUCCCUGUCUGCAACCUCUGGAGAAGAGAGGCCUUGGAGGGGGCUCCCCACAUAUCCUCUCCACCCGCUGCCACCCCCUCCCUGGGAUGCCGGGGCACACACUGAACCAUUCCUGUGAGACGCAGCCUGCCUGUGUUAGGGAUAUACAUUCUUGUGCCUCUGAGAUCCACGUCUUUACAUUUUUAUGUAUUUAUUAACAUUGUCCUUGGUGUUUUGUUUUGGACC